AUGCAGUCAGGAAUCUCCGUCUCGACGGAGCUCCAAGAUGCCUUCACCCGCUUCAGCUCCGACGCAUCCCUCUUCUGCCUCCCAGUAACAAUUACAGGCGAAAACUUGACCCCAUUGACCGCAAUCGCCUUCUCAGGAUCAUCAUCCGACCCAGAAGACUUCUUCACCAGUCUCCCCAAGCUGUCCAGCGUCCUCCAGCCCAGGACACCAAUCUACCUUCUACUCCGACGCCCGACAGCUUCAUCCUCGACUCUCGUCGCACUGACGUACAUCCCUUCCAAUGCACCUGUCCGUCCAAAGAUGCUUUUCGCCUCAACUCGCUCGACGCUGGUUCGCGAGCUAGGAACCGAGAAGUUUCCGUCGACUGUCUUUGCUACCGAGGAAGAGGAGAUUCUGGGUCGGGAUGCGUGGCGGGAGCGGGAUGGAGAGUUGGGUGGUGUGAGUCGGGAGGAUAUGAUGGGCGAGAAGGAGCGGGAACUUGAGGCUGUUCGGAGGGCUGAGGCUGAGGCCCGGAGUGGGACGCCGCAUCGGGAUAUUGGGAUUGGAGGUACCUUUGGUCCUGGCACAGGGUCCGGUAUGAGAGUCUCUAUGGCUGUCGAUGAGGAGGCUAAGACGGCUGUGAGGGAGCUUCAGGAUGGUGGGCUUGUGCAGUUGACGGUUGAUGGGCCCUCAGAAAGCAUUAAACUCGUCAGUGCCCAGUCCGGUGUCGAUGCGGGUUCGGUCGCCACCCAUAUCUCCUCGUCUUCACCCCGCUAUUCCUUCUAUCACUACCCCGGAUCGGAUGUCGUGGUGUUCGUCUACACCUGUCCCACUGCAUCAUCGAUCAAAGAGCGCAUGUUGCACGCCAGCUCGCGUAGGACUGCAAUCACGUUGGCCGAGAAUGAGGGUCUGAAGAUCUUGAAGAAGAUCGAGGCUUCAUCGCCAGAUGAAAUCACGGCAGAGCGUUUGCAGGAGGAGGUAGAUCCGCCGAAAGACCAGGGCAGUUCACGAGGAUUUGCCCGUCCCCGUCGCCCCGGCCGGUGA
Molecule: messenger RNA, 1023 nt
Organism: Penicillium odoratum
Lineage: Eukaryota; Fungi; Ascomycota; Eurotiomycetes; Eurotiales; Aspergillaceae
Product: twinfilin
Exons: 4
Coding region: 1-1023 (340 amino acids)
Biological process (GO): barbed-end actin filament capping; actin filament depolymerization
Cellular component (GO): cytoplasm; actin filament
Molecular function (GO): actin monomer binding; actin filament binding
Source: RefSeq, a predicted model, not a curated record